AUGAGGCUCUUUCAGUGUUCUGUGCUGUUGGCUGUCACUUAUGUGGCCUAUGCUAAAGACGACAAGGACGAUGACAAGUUUUCGAUUGGUCUCGGAGUGCUGGCCCCGUCUUAUCGACAGAAGGUCGGGACCGGCAAAGAGCUCGGCGCUCAGAUCGACUACAACCAAGAGGGCAAAGGUUUCUCCUACACCGUGAGUCAAGGGGAUCCCAACUCCGGUAAGCCCUACACAUCGAUCCAGAUCUCCCGACCCGCACCCCAGGAAGGCCCCAUCGAUUCUGCCAAAUCCGCUCCUCCUCCCGCUUCGUAUCAACCCCCACCACAAUACGCCGCUCCUGCACCCCGCUACGCUGCCCCAGCUGCUGCACCGGCGGCCCCGCAAUAUCAAGCCCCUCAGUACCAGGCACCCCCACCCCAGUAUGCCGCUCCGCAGCCCCAGUAUGCCGCCCCAGCUCCUCAACCCCAGUACGCCGCCCCCGCUCCCCAGCCUCAGUACGCCGCUCAAGCUCCUCAAUACGCUCCUCCUUCAGCUCCCCAGUACGCUCCCGGUCCUGUGCAGUACGCUCCUCAAUACGCUCCCGCGUCAUCCCCCGGAGUGCAGUACGCCCAACCUGCUCCGCGAUACGUCUCUGAACCUCAAUUCGCCCCCGCGGCUCCGCAGUAUCGGCCGAGCAGCAUCUCGUACCAACCUCAAGCAGCUCUCCCUCAAGUAGCACCUCAGCCGUUCGGAGGAUCCUCCAUCCAAUCGGAGCCUCAAUACGUUCCUCGAUACCAGACUCAACCCUCGUCUACUCGACAGCAGCCGUACCCGUCAUCGCUGGCUGCUCCGGAAACGUACAACGCUCCGGCGAGCGGUGCACAAGUCGCGCCACAGUACAUUCCCGCCAUUCAGAACGUGAAGUACCAGUUCGGUUCAGGCGCCGAGCCCGCUUUCGCAUCGCAAUUGUCGAUCUUCGGAAAUCAACAUGCGAGACAGUAG
Molecule: messenger RNA, 978 nt
Organism: Galendromus occidentalis (western predatory mite)
Lineage: Eukaryota; Metazoa; Arthropoda; Arachnida; Mesostigmata; Phytoseiidae
Product: extensin-like
Exons: 2
Coding region: 1-978 (325 amino acids)
Source: RefSeq, a predicted model, not a curated record